AUGAAGGGUUCUGUUUGGGCUUUCUUCUUAUUGUCAGCCCUGGUAGCCAUCUCUGGGGUGAGAGGCAAGGAGGUGCUGAAGGUCUGUGGGCGAGAUUUCAUUAGGGCUAUUGUCUACACUUGUGGCAGCUCUCGUUGGAAAAGGGACCUGCAGGGAGCUCUUGAAGGUGGAGUGGAGGGGAAAAAGUACUUUGAGGUACCAAACAAAAAUGGAGCUCCUGAUGAUGUCAUAGACCACAGCCUCCUCUAUCUUGAUUCCCUUGAAGAUGAAAUCAUCAUGCAAAAGCACCAACCAGUGGGAACUGGGCAGCAAAAGAGGCAGGCUCCGGUGGUUGACCUGGCCACUUUCUGCUGCCAGACUGGAUGUACCGUGGCAGAACUGAGCAAGCUGUGUUAG
Molecule: messenger RNA, 396 nt
Organism: Dromiciops gliroides (monito del monte)
Lineage: Eukaryota; Metazoa; Chordata; Mammalia; Microbiotheria; Microbiotheriidae
Gene: INSL5
Product: insulin like 5
Exons: 2
Coding region: 1-396 (131 amino acids)
Biological process (GO): positive regulation of feeding behavior
Cellular component (GO): extracellular region
Molecular function (GO): hormone activity
Source: RefSeq, a predicted model, not a curated record